AUGGAUCCAUACAGCCUGAAGAGAGACAAUAGAAAGAAGUUCCAGGAUAAACAGCGCCUGAAACAUCGCCAUGCGACCCCAAGUGAUCGAAAGUACAGGACUUUGAACCACUUGGAGAAGCAACGCGAAGAGGACCAGGCCAAAGACGCAGAAGAAGAAGAAACCCCGACUCCUUCAAACGAAUACAGGUAUCAUGAAGACGUUUCCAUGACUUUUGAGAACCCUAAUGACCUCGAAAGAAAUUCCGAUGCCAACAGCAAAGCCAGAGAGGCGUUGCGUGCUAAAGUCGAACAAGACGAGCCCUUGCUGCAAGCUCAGCGUACUAAAGAAGCGCUCACUACUAAAGAUUUACACGCCAUGGGGAUUGAAGGAUUGAACGAUCUCUUGGGCUCGAAAUCGGGCACUCAGACUACCAGAUCCAGGCCAGCGCAGGCACAAAAGGCUAAUUCACCCUCCAAUAACGCCACGAAGCCCAUUCAAAAACCCGCCGUGACAAAAUCAAUGGUACCCGAUGAGCUGAUGGCAGAACAGGACUUCCUUGACGACAUUCUGUAG
This is a messenger RNA of Torulaspora delbrueckii, 555 nucleotides long. RefSeq lists its product as uncharacterized. The record is from RefSeq and is a predicted model, not a curated record. The coding region runs from base 1 to 555 and encodes 184 amino acids. NCBI's taxonomy places the organism in Eukaryota, Fungi, Ascomycota, Saccharomycetes, Saccharomycetales, Saccharomycetaceae. The transcript has a single exon.